Messenger RNA from Brassica oleracea var. oleracea, 852 nucleotides. RefSeq names its product glutathione S-transferase T3-like. Bases 1 to 852 code for a protein of 283 amino acids. The record is from RefSeq and is a predicted model, not a curated record. The transcript has a single exon. Lineage: Eukaryota; Viridiplantae; Streptophyta; Magnoliopsida; Brassicales; Brassicaceae.
AUGGGGCUUCUUAACAAUGUUCACAAUAAUAAUGUUCAGGAAAACUUUCCUUAUGAAAGUUAUCCUUCCACUGUCGACAUUGGCGCCUCAGAAAUCCUUCCUUUUAGUUCCCAACAGUCUGAGGCUCCAUCCCAACCUCAGGACACACCUGUGGAGCGUAUGGUGAGAAAGAAAUGGACGCCGCGUGAUGACGAGGUUGUGAUUAGUGUGUGGCUUAACACAUCAAAGGACGCCAUUGUCGGAAAUUCUAUGAAGUUACAGACCUUCUGGAAACGCGUUGAUGAGUACUUUGCAGCAACUCUUCAUGAGAAGAUAGAGAAUGUUCAUUGUAAGCAGAGGUGGCACAGAAUCAAUGAUCAAACGAAUAAGUUCUGUGCCGCAUUCGCUGCUGCAGAGAGACAAAUAACCAGCGGUCAGAGUGACAAUGAUGUCCUAAUGCUGGCUCAUGAAAUCUUCUACUCUGAUCAGGGUCAGAAGUUUACCCUCGAGCACGCGUGGUGUGUCCUGCGGCACGAACAAAAGUGGAUAAGCCUUAACACACCUACGCCCACCGGUUCAAAGAGAAAGAGUGGGGAGGUCAGUUCCCAAACUUCAAGCACAGCUGUGGGUGAGGUCAGUUCCGACUCUUCAAUGCAUCCUGAAGGUAUCAAGGCUGCGAAAGCAAGCAGGAAUAUUAGAAAAGGAAAGGUUAUUGAGGACUAUAAGACCAUUAUGGAGGGCAAGAUGGAAGAACUGGCGAGGAAGGAGAAACUGUCGAAGCUGACGAUAUUAGACACUUUCCUUGCUAAGAAGGAUCCACUAAGUUUGAGUGAAGAAACUGUUAAGAACAAGCUGUUGGUCGAUCUGUUAUAG